AUGAGUUUAGAUGAAAUUGAAGAAGAUGACUUAUAUAAAGUUGAAGACAAUUUUGAACAGAUUGAUUUAACCAAAAUUACAUCAGAAGAAUCUAGUAAUGAUUAUGAUUCAGAUAUUAUAGAACUUAAUAAAUCUGUACAAGAAAAUAAAAAAGAUACAAAUAAACUAUUAUAA
Racocetra fulgida is the source of this 174-nucleotide messenger RNA. The record is from the annotation of a GenBank genome assembly. Lineage: Eukaryota; Fungi; Glomeromycota; Glomeromycetes; Diversisporales; Gigasporaceae.